CCGUUGCCGCGACUGGCUUUGCGGAGAGGAGUUGGGGUCCGGGUGUGUGUGCGGACUCCGGGUGCAGCAGACCGAGUCGGGUGGCGCUGCCAGGUAAUAAUUCCAAGAUGCCAGGACGUUCCAGUUCAAGUUCAGGUUCAACUGGUUUCAUAUCCUUCAGUGGUGUAGAGUCUGCUCUCUCUUCCUUAAAAACCUUCCAAUCCUGUAUCAGCUCCGGAAUGGACACAGUGUCUAGUGUGGCUUUGGAUCUUGUGGAAACUCAGACUGAAGUGAGUAGCGAAUAUAGUAUGGACAAGGCGAUGGUUGAAUUUGCUAUAAUGGAUCGAGACCUAAACCAUUAUGUUAAGGCUGUUCAAUCUACAAUAAAUCAUGUAAAAGAAGAACGUCCAGAAAAAAUACCAGAUUUAAAAUUAUUAGUGGAGAAGAAAUUUUUGGCUUUACAGAAUAAAAGUUCUGACAUGGACUUUCAAAACAAUGAAAAAUUUGUACAGUUCAAACAACAGCUGAAAGAACUAAAGAAGCAAUUUUUAAAUCGAUAUGCAUCUAGCCCAGAGGUUGAUAUAGAACAGUUCUCUGAUGAUGGAACUGCCAGAAUGUUUUCCAAAGCGACUGCACCAUUUUACAUUCCCACCAGCAGUGUGUGAGGGUUCCAAUUGCUCCACGUCCUCGUCAACACUUGUUAUUAUCUGUCUUAUUGAUUAUAGCCAUCUUAGCGGGUGUGAAGUGCUAUCUCCUUUUGAUUUGCAUUUCCCUGAUGGGUUAAUAUUGUAAUAUUUAUUUUGCUAACUAAGGCAGAAGUUUUAAUCUUGUACUUUUAUAUGGAUACUGUCUUAAAUGACCAGAUCAACUUUCUCAAAACCAUAGCUCUGUACAAGACAAAUGCCAUUAUUUAUGGGAUUAGAGUUAUAUCUGGAAAAAACUCAAGGUAAAUGAUUUGGAGUUAACAGUACACACUCACCUGGGAUGUGGGUUUUUGAAUUCACUCACAGUGUUCCAGGGCUUUUAUCUGAGUUGCUCAUGUACUAUUGUAUGACAUUUACUGGGUAAUCCAGACAGCACUUUGAUUAAAUCCACAGUGUGAUGUCACCCAGUAAGCACUUGAAAAUGGAGAUGCAUGUCUCUUCUGGUUUUAUCAGUCAAGAUUAGAAGUGGUUCACAGCACAGUGAACUUUUUCUCCUGUGUUCUGUCAGUCUGUGUUUCAUUGUGGGCCAAUAAUCUGUCACCUGAAACUACUUAAAAUAGGUUGGGCUUUCUUGAAUGUUGUGUUGCUGUGAUGACAUUGGAUCUUGGCUGCAGAAGAAGGGAAAGAACCUUUCUUUGACUUUUGGUUGCCUCCAUACCCCUUGUUUCCAGUAACUGCACUGCCACUUUUAGCCCUUAGCUUAUAUUUCUAGGCUGUUCUCUGUACUAGUUGUACCUUCCAUCUCUUUAUCUUUUGGAACUCCUACUCUGGUGAUCUUUGUGUUUCUGACAAAGAAAGAAAAUUGAUACAGGACUUGRAAGAAGGUAUCAAGAGUUUCAUCUUCUUGAUUUCACCAGCCACAGAUAUGUAAAAAGAGCAUCCACAGCUGGGUACAGUGGUGCACGCCUGUUAUCCUAGUGACUUAGCAGGCUGAGGCAGGGACAUUGC
Messenger RNA from Urocitellus parryii (Arctic ground squirrel), 1631 nucleotides. It is a transcript of the gene Nsmce2, whose product is annotated as NSE2 SUMO ligase component of SMC5/6 complex. Gene Ontology annotation, cellular component: nucleus; Smc5-Smc6 complex. The record is from RefSeq and is a predicted model, not a curated record. Gene Ontology annotation, biological process: protein sumoylation; double-strand break repair via homologous recombination; protein ubiquitination. Gene Ontology annotation, molecular function: SUMO ligase activity; zinc ion binding; ubiquitin-protein transferase activity. NCBI's taxonomy places the organism in Eukaryota, Metazoa, Chordata, Mammalia, Rodentia, Sciuridae.